UCCCUUCCGGUCACAGAAAGCCUUUGGCGAGUGGUGUGUGUAGCCGUGUGCCUUGCCUUAACCGAAAGUCUAUAAAUGUAUCCUCCCGCACCGCAGUGAGUUCCAUUUUCGCAUUUUUGUGCGACGAACAGUACCCCGGUGCGAGGAUCCGUGCACGCUAUUGCCACGUGGCAGCGGCGAGGCUAACGGGCUACAACACUAUCUACCAAUUUUCUGUGUGAUACUUUACUGGGUGCAGUGCGUGAGGUCUGUUUCAACUCUAACAGCCAAAAAAACAAACAAAACAAAAAAACACACUUACCGACAUGGGUUUACUCGCACCAAUCACAUCUUGCGACGGCGAGGAAGAGCUGCAGGUACAGCUGCGCAGCGUUAUCAUCACCCGGUCGAAGGCGGGUGCAACGGUGGACGAAAUAAUAGGUACGGCGAGCGCGAUCGAACGCCGGAGGAUCGUGCUGCUCUGGCUGAGCCGCGUGCUAAUGUGUGUUUGUGUGAUUGUCCUCUAUUUCACUACCGUUCACGUAGACGACUAUCGGGAGCUAACGGGGAUACACCUGCUGGACCGAUUUUACACCCAUUCCGCGCUGCUAAACUACCUUUUCGGGAUGGAGGGCGUUUGGUGCUCAACCGACGGUGCACAUGGUUUGAUGCUGUGGUUCUGCCGGACAGCCCGGACCAAGCACGUGGUCGACAUGAUACAGGCGCAGCGGUCCCCGCGCGGCCCCGGCGGCAGCAAUUAUCGACGCUACAUGCCACGUGCUACCGGGGCGCCGGUGAACAACUUUCAGUACUGCUACUCGACGGCCGGCACGCAAAUGGGCGGCCCCGGCACCGUGGAAUCUGAUGGCCUUUUCGGCGAUAUGAUGCCACAGCCACAGCCGGCACGGCCCUACCGUGUGAGGCGUGCGCCCCGCGCCGAGAGAAGACAUCCGUACACGCGUCGAAGCGGCGGCCAGCACCGGUCCGCAGGUUGGAGACAGUCCCGAUCGGAUGAGCUUGAUUUUUCGAUGUACGGACCGUCGUACCAUCGUCAUCAGCUGGUGGGAGACGACUUUUUCCUAGCCAUAGCUAAAUGGGAGCUCGGAUUUUCAUUCGAUCCAGGCCACGACAUCGAUAUGAGCGGACUAUGCAUCUCAGGACUAACGCUCUCGGAGGCUGCCAAACGCGUCGAGAUGGCGCCGUUCAUCGCGGACCACGUGCUGGUGAACGUCGGCACGGUCGAUCUGCUGCACGGACGCGCGAUGAUCGAUCUGAUCCAUGACUUCAACCAGCUGGUGGCCCGGUUCCGCGAGCGUAACGUGGAACCGAUCAUGACAACGCUGACUCCGAUCGCCAACAGUGGCGGCCGCACGACGAUGGCCGAGCGGCUGCUCAAGCUGAACGAGUACAUCUGCCGCACCUGUCCGCGCACGAUCGAUCUGUGGAAGCACUUUGUGCACGCGGACGGUACGGUGCGGUUCGAGUGCUUCCAGCCCGGACCGCGCAAGGUGUCCGGCAGCAUUAUGCCGCACGUGCUGUGGAACAAGCUCGGCCGGCAGCACAUGCUCGGUGUGCUGGGGAACGAAAUAGCCGCCCAGCUGACCACCAGCGAAGAGUGGCGGUACUACUGACCGCGCGCACCCUCAAUCGUUCAUUUGCCCCGUACCCCGUUCGAUGGGGGAUUGGGACGUGUUUGGUAGUGUUAAGCUUUCCUCCUCGCAGUACGGGGCCUCGCACCAUUCCCUCCCUGCACGCGCACCCAGUUCCCACCGUUUUCUUUUAACUUGUUAUAUUCGUGUUAUUGUUUCGCGUUGGUGACCUGCGUCUCUUAUCCUUUACGUAAGUGGCGCGCGCGUGUAUUUUUGUGCUUGUUGUUUGCUUAGUUGCAUCGCUUGUAAUGUUAAGAACAAACGCGCUAUCGGUGCCAAUUGUUCCCACCGUAUGGCAACGCGGCACUAGAGCGGCACACUGUACACCUUGACCCCGGGAUCAAGCGCAUCGUACGGUGUGCUGUUCCUGUAUCCCCACCCGCGGGGUGGUGGUGGUGGUACGGGCACGCUAGCACGAAGCAGCAAGAGUUUGUCCUUCCGGAAGACGAAUUGGCUUGAUGCUUCGCAACAACUGUGCUGGGCCCAGAUCGUGCCCGUACCCGAGCCGCACCGUUGUGACGCCAGAGGCAGUUCCAGUUUGGUGGUUCUUCAGCAGAUCGGCCGAUGUCUAGGAGAGCCAGUAGCCUCGAACUCCCAGCAAGCUUCGUUUCGGUGCAGUAACUAGUAAAUUGACUUGCAACGUGUGCUAGCGACCGGUCCUGUUUGUAAGUCAGUUUCUAAAAACCCACCGCCCCGCGGUGCGAAACGUUCGUUGCCAUGGGAACGGAACAUGGUAGGCGCACGAUAGAACCUUGAGCGAACAUUAUUUAUCCUGAUCAUGGUCAGUUUCAGUACGCGCACA
This is a messenger RNA of Anopheles merus, 2430 nucleotides long. RefSeq names its product maternal effect protein oskar. The record is from RefSeq and is a predicted model, not a curated record. Bases 306 to 1610 code for a protein of 434 amino acids. NCBI's taxonomy places the organism in Eukaryota, Metazoa, Arthropoda, Insecta, Diptera, Culicidae. The transcript has 3 exons.